AGAUAUUUUUACUUUCGUUAUUGAUGUCGGGGCCGUUUUCUCGUCUUCAACCUGAACGCUUCUUCAGUAACCUCUCCAGUGCUCCGAGACAAACCAAAGGUGAAAUCAUGACGGCAUUCGGCUUCGCAGUUGUUGUUGGACUGCUCUGUCUUCAGUGCUGUUCAAUGGCCAGAGAAUCUCCACCAAAGGUUCAGGUGUACAGCCGUGCACCUGGAGAGUUUGGGAAAGCCAACACCCUCAUCUGUCAUGUGAGCGGCUUCCAUCCACCAGAAAUCACCAUUGAGUUGCUCAAGAAUGGAGAGGAGAUGCUUGGAGCCAAACAGACUGACCUGGCCUUCGAAGAGAAUUGGCACUACCACCUGAGCAGACAUACACCCUUUACUCCAGGCAAAGAGGAAGAGUAUGCCUGCAGAGUGACUCACAUGGGAACUUCAAAGAUGUUCAUUUGGGAAGCAGAUAUGUAAGUUCUCUGCCUUGCUUCAGGUCUGCUUCGUCUGAAGAAAAUAAGAAGUUUGGAAAGUUUCAUCUAUAAUCUGAGCACCAGCAAAUGAGAGGAAAGAUUGUGAUUUCCUGUCAGAAAUUCAAAAUGGCAAUAAAGCUUCAAUAAGUAACUGUUGACCACCAAAGAGCAAAGGGACUUACAAUUUCACAGUCACACUCAACUUUCUGUUCAGCCUCUAUACUCUUUGACCCAUUGUACAUGUGUUUUAUUUUCAGGCAUGGACCCGCUUGCUCAUUUGCUUGCUGCUUGCUCGAUUUCAGAAAUUAUUAAAAAUAUGAAAUCAAUUUGGUUAAAAACGGUAUGAAUUAACUGAUAAUUUGAUUCAAUAUUCAGAUAGAAAAUAUUGUUUCAUAGAGCUUUAGGAUAACUAACACUGAUGAUUGGAAAUGAAAAUGUUGGCAUUCUUUGUGUGUUUUGAAAGUUGAUCUAUAAAAGCUUAAGGACUAAUUGUAACUGUUAUCACUAGUUGAUCAUUGUAAAUUAUCUUGUUUUUUAACACCUUGAGCACAUUUUAUUUUGUGAAAUAUUGAAAGGAUUAGGUUUAUUACCCAGUUUACAUUCAUAGUUGUAGUAUGAAGCCAAAACCUGAUAAACUGGAUCACCUCAUAUGUGAUCAAGUGUUAAUGAUUCAUUAAAUAAAAAUUAUUUGAAAAUAA
Messenger RNA from Acanthopagrus latus (yellowfin seabream), 1158 nucleotides. RefSeq names its product beta-2-microglobulin-like. Gene Ontology annotation, molecular function: MHC class II protein complex binding. The transcript has 4 exons. NCBI's taxonomy places the organism in Eukaryota, Metazoa, Chordata, Actinopteri, Spariformes, Sparidae. The coding region runs from base 24 to 464 and encodes 146 amino acids. The record is from RefSeq and is a predicted model, not a curated record. Gene Ontology annotation, biological process: immunoglobulin production involved in immunoglobulin-mediated immune response; peptide antigen assembly with MHC class II protein complex; antigen processing and presentation of exogenous peptide antigen via MHC class II. Gene Ontology annotation, cellular component: MHC class II protein complex.